This is a messenger RNA of Pyricularia oryzae 70-15, 505 nucleotides long. RefSeq lists its product as uncharacterized. The transcript is spliced from 5 exons. The record is from RefSeq and is a predicted model, not a curated record. The coding region runs from base 1 to 411 and encodes 136 amino acids. Lineage: Eukaryota; Fungi; Ascomycota; Sordariomycetes; Magnaporthales; Pyriculariaceae.
AUGGAGCUUGACCAGAGAUGCGGAUACACGAUGCCAACGAAGCACGUUAGCUGUCUAGACCAAAAGGAACUUUUGUGCAGGUUCCUUUUGGUCUACUCUGUACUGUUCCAUUGCGAAGAAAUCAGGGUCAGGUUCCUGUUCGGUGGAGAGGUCGGGUGGAUAAACGGACUGGAACAGAAGUGCAGCAUUUCUAUUCGUAGUGCCAGUCAAAGUACCGUUCGUGCCCCUGUCCCUAUUCAAGGUCCGAGCGUCCUUCUGGAAACCGUGGAAAAUAAUUUUGAUGACAAGGCUGGUGGAAAAUGGAUCUGCAACUGGUCGGAGCGUUGUACAUGGGUAACGCACGUCAACCUCUACGAGACACCAUCUCGCGAAUCUGCAACUGAACGCUUUGCUACAUUGUAUCUGAGGUGAAAGGGAAAGGCAGGUAGCCUGACGGCAUCUCUCGCGCGUAUACGCUGUGUUAGCCAAGCGGUCAACGGACAUUGUGCUGUCUACGAGCACGGAA